Molecule: messenger RNA, 966 nt
Organism: Arctia plantaginis
Lineage: Eukaryota; Metazoa; Arthropoda; Insecta; Lepidoptera; Erebidae
Source: the annotation of a GenBank genome assembly
AUGAAUGAAAUAGGGAUCACUCUUAGCAAUUGCAUGGGCCUGGGAGAAAGGCCAUUCAGCCUACCAUGGUGGGGACAACUGGCGUGGUAUAUGAUCUUCGCCAUCAUGCUACUGCUUGCUGUUGUGGGGAAUACUCUAGUCAUAUGGAUCGUCUUAGCACAUCGUCGAAUGCGGACUGUCACCAACUGCUUCCUGGUUAAUCUCGCAAUGGCAGAUUUACUAAUGGCGACGUUGAACGGUGCACCAAACUUCAUAUUCCUGGUCACAGCAGACUGGCCCUUCGGCGCCAUCACUUGCACAGCGAGUAACUUCACGGCCAACCUCACUGUUUCAGCGGGCGUAUUCACAUUAGUUGCUAUUACAGUUGACAGGUAUGUGGCGAUAGUCAAGCCGCUACAACACAGACUGAGUCGGCGUGUAGCUCGUGGUGCGCUUUUCACCGUAUGGUGUGCUGGUACAUUACUCGCUCUACCCAGUCUACUCUACUCCAACACAUAUAAGAAACAGUAUGUAAAUGGCGAAAGAGAAAUUUGUUUUAUAAAAUGGCCUGACGGCAGCAGCUACCCCUCAUCUAAACCAGAUUACUAUUACAACUUGGUGUUCCUGGCGUUGACGUACGUCGCACCAAUGUCAGUAAUGGUGUGGGCUUAUGCGAGAAUGAGCGCAGCUCUCAGAGGUCGAGCUAUUGGCGAGUGCACACAUCACCAAAUGCAAAUCGUCAGAGCUAAAAGAAAGGAUAUAAGGUUCACUUUUGAAAUUGAAAUUGUUGAAAUCUUGAAAAUAGUAGACGACGAUUUGUGUGGUGAGAAUGUUCGUCCUAGUGGUUAUGGUAUUCGCCUUGUGCUGGCUGCCGUAUCACGCCUACUUCGUGUUGACAUACCAUUAUCAGUCGCUGGCAUCGGCGCCUUUUGCUCAACACAUAUAUCUCUUCUUCUAUUGGUUGGCAAUGGCCAAUUCUAUGUUUAA